Messenger RNA from Tetrahymena thermophila SB210, 468 nucleotides. Its product is annotated as transmembrane protein, putative. NCBI's taxonomy places the organism in Eukaryota, Ciliophora, Oligohymenophorea, Hymenostomatida, Tetrahymenidae. The transcript has a single exon. The record is from RefSeq and is a predicted model, not a curated record.
AUGUUAUAGUGCGAGUUUUCUUAAUACAUUAAUAAUUUAAAUAAAUAAAUAAAUUGGAUUUUUUUGUAUCUUUGUUGUAAUUCAAAUUCUAAAAAAUCUAAAAAUUUUUUUUUGUGUCUCUCUCUUCUUAUCUUAAAGUAAGCGUAUGAUUUAAAAUCAAAAAAAUUAGACUAAGACAAAAUAGACUUUUAAAGCUAUACUAUCCUAUGUAUUAUCAAAAAAUAACAAAAAUUUUACAAAAUUAGACUUGCAAGUAAAUUAUUCUUGUGGUUGUUUGUUUGUUUGUCUCAAGGUAAAGAAAUGAAUUGUAUGUGUAAAAAAUAAUAAAUAAAUAAAGAAAAUAGAAAUUAAGAAACUAACUAACUAACUAACUAACAAACAAACAAAUAAUAUUAUGCUUUUGUUUAAAUAUUUUUCUUUUGGGAGAUUACUUUUAAUUUUUCUUUAAUAUUUUUUUAAUAUUUUUGA